GAGAGAAAUCAGACCCAGAACCACCAGUGGAACCCACCCAACUUCUGUAAAUGACCAAAAUUGCUUGCCAGAACAAGGUUUUGAAAAUGGCUCCCAUUUUGUCACCAUUCCUCUCUACAAAAACCUUCAACUCCUCCCCCCAACCUCACUUCCUUUACAAACUUCCCAAAAACCCCUCUCAAAGAAAAGAAAAAUUCCCCAUUGCCAUGCCCAGACCACAACAAAGAUUCCGCGGUGUCCGACAGCGCCACUGGGGCUCCUGGGUCUCGGAAAUCCGCCACCCUUUAUUGAAGACUAGAAUUUGGCUAGGCACAUUCGAGACGGCGGAGGAUGCGGCGCGGGCCUACGACGAAGCUGCACGGCUGAUGUGCGGUCCAAGGGCAAGGACUAACUUCCCUUACGACGCGUCUCUCUCUCGUUCCUCCUCUUCUAGACUCCUCUCUGCCACCUUGACCGCCAAGCUCCACCGCUGCUACAUGGCAUCGCUGCAGCUAACCAAGCAAUCCUCCGCCGUCCAUCGACCUCUGAUCAACCCAAUCCAAACCGAUGCUACUGUGGCCUCUAGCAUUGCCCCGGCCAACCGAGUGGCACCCGAAGCGACCCCGAUGAAAGUCAAACUGGAGAGCGGCGAUUGCGGGCAGCCGUUGAUGAUUGAGAUUCUGGAUGAUGACCACAUAGAACAAAUGAUCGAGGAGCUGCUUGAUUACGGGGAAAUUGAGCUCCGCACGGCCAUCUGACAGUUGACCGUUAAGUCGUCUGAUCUUCUUACUUCAACUAUAAAUUUUUAUUUUCCCUAAUCAUGUACAAAAUAUCAAUUAAUUUAGCUAAUUUAACCCCCCCUUAAAAAAACUCGACUUUUGAUCGUUUGAGGUCAUUAAUUUGCUCCUGGCCACCCAGAUUUGUUUGUCUCUGGUUUGCCAAUUGAGUGGCGGCUCCCAAGUUUACUUUAUGUACCUUUUAAUUAUGAAGUCAUUAGUUACUUAAUUACUGCACUUUUUUUUAGAUUUAAUCAAAAUAGUCUCAUUUAAUCUAUU
This is a messenger RNA of Momordica charantia (bitter melon), 1034 nucleotides long. RefSeq names its product ethylene-responsive transcription factor ERF003-like. Lineage: Eukaryota; Viridiplantae; Streptophyta; Magnoliopsida; Cucurbitales; Cucurbitaceae. The record is from RefSeq and is a predicted model, not a curated record. Gene Ontology annotation, biological process: regulation of DNA-templated transcription. Gene Ontology annotation, molecular function: DNA-binding transcription factor activity; DNA binding.